AUGAACUUGCGUGCUGUUCCUCCUCAUAUCGGGCGAAUGGCACAUCUCGAGGAGCUCCGACUUGGCUCCAACCCCAUCCACCAACUCCCUGACUGGAUCGGCAACCUCCGAGCUCUCCGAGUCCUGCGUCUUGACAAAACCGGCUUGCAGUCUCUUCCUUUCGGCCUCGCAGACUGCGCGUCCCUGCAGAUGCUCGACUUGGAUGACGUCAUCCUCCUCUCGCCGCCGAAGCAGAUCCUUUCGAAGGGCGUUAGUAUCGUCAAGGAAUGGCUGGGAAGACUUCGAGAAGCCAGAGGAGGGGGAAGGCUGGAUCUCAGCAGUCUAGGGUUGGAGGAUUGGCCGCCAGAGCUUGUGAUGAAUACCAAGGAAGGGCAGUAUGCGUCAUUGAAGAGGCUCAACCUGCUCGACAACAUCCUUACAGAGAUGAGCAAUGUUGGUGUUGUCAAGAUGUGCUUGUUGAAGUUUCUUUUGCAGCCUGUCGAAGUCUGCGAUCUCACAACCCUGGUGGAGCUCAUGGCGGGUUACAACCGGAUGCUCUCAAUCCACUCGAAGAUCUGCGAGAUGAAAAUCUUGAAAGGCUUCAUGUUCCUUUCAACCACCUCUCAGAGCUUCCGGAUACAGUCUCGAUCAUUCAGCAAUAAGGAGGAAUUGCUGUUGCUGUUGAUGAUGUUGUGUGAUGGCUCUUUCUCACCCUCGUUUCAGUCGCUUCGGUUUGUCAAUCUCGAUGGAAACAAUUUCAGAGAAAUUCCAGCUUGUCUUUGUGUCAUAACUGAGUUGCGGGAUCUCCGCAUGAAUCAGAAUCAGAUCGCAGGACUCCCUCCUGCUCUCGCUCGGCUUGGAAAGCUUGAGGAACUCGAGCUCUCCUACAACGAGAUCUCCGUCCUCCCCCGUGCCAUCGGACAGAACACCAGUCUCCGGCGACUCAAACUCUCCUACAACAUGCUCGAUACGGUCCCGCCGGACGUGGGGGCCUUGACGAAGCUGGAGGAACUUCAUUUAACGCACAAUCAACUUGCUGUUCUCCCGGCUGAACUCGGGAAACUCCUUCCCCCCAAGGGAUCACUGAAGAACCUGGUCGUCACCGCCAACUUCUUCAAGGCCCCUCUCAGCUCCAUCAUCACCAGAGGUUGCGCUGCAACGCUGAGAUACCUGGGGGAGCAGUUGUAA
Messenger RNA from Guillardia theta CCMP2712, 1167 nucleotides. RefSeq lists its product as hypothetical. NCBI's taxonomy places the organism in Eukaryota, Cryptophyceae, Pyrenomonadales, Geminigeraceae. Gene Ontology annotation, molecular function: protein binding. The coding region runs from base 1 to 1167 and encodes 388 amino acids. The transcript is spliced from 14 exons. The record is from RefSeq and is a predicted model, not a curated record.